Messenger RNA from Coccinella septempunctata (seven-spotted ladybird), 2521 nucleotides. Its product is annotated as peroxisomal multifunctional enzyme type 2-like. Gene Ontology annotation, cellular component: cytosol. Bases 202 to 2370 code for a protein of 722 amino acids. The transcript has 10 exons. The record is from RefSeq and is a predicted model, not a curated record. NCBI's taxonomy places the organism in Eukaryota, Metazoa, Arthropoda, Insecta, Coleoptera, Coccinellidae. Gene Ontology annotation, molecular function: oxidoreductase activity.
UGUUGUCAUUGAUUGUUGAUAUGUUGGUUUCUGAAUAAUAAAUAUCCCUCCUUUGCUUCUAUCCCUACUUUUUUGGAUAAUUAUCGACUUCUGAUGUGAAGUGGAAUAUCACUUCCUAGGCAAAGUCCAUCUGACCUGACAAUUUAUUCGUUUGGAAAGUAGGGUCUUCUCUCCAGGUUUAUUUUUAUUUUCCAACUGAAAAUGAGUGAAUUACGUUUUGAUGAUAGAGUCGUUGUUGUAACUGGGGCUGGAGCAGGUUUAGGAAGAGCCUAUGCCCAUCUAUUUGCUUCUAGAGGAGCAAAGGUUGUGGUUAAUGAUCUUGGAGGUGGUAGACAUGGUGAUGGCAGUUCGUCAAAAGCAGCAGAUACUGUUGUUGAAGAAAUAAAAGCUAAGGGUGGUACUGCUGUAGCUGAUUAUAAUUCUGUAGUGGAGGGUGACAAAAUCAUUAAAACAGCCUUAGACAACUUUGGACGUGUUGAUGUCCUUAUUAAUAAUGCAGGAAUACUUCGUGAUAAGAGUUUCACCAGGAUAUCUGAUCAAGACUGGGAUUUGGUUCAUCAAGUGCACCUCAAGGGAAGUUUCAAAACAACCCAAGCCGCCUUUCCUAUUUUCAAAAAGCAGAACUAUGGCAGAAUUAUAAUGACAGCAUCUAAUUCUGGAAUUUACGGUAAUUUUGGGCAGGCAAAUUAUUCCGCUGCUAAAAUGGGUUUGAUUGGUUUGGCAAAUACAAUAGCCAUUGAAGGAAAGAGGAGUAAUAUCCAUUGUAAUGUUAUUAUACCUACUGCUGCCAGCAGACUGACUGAGGAUAUAUUACCCCCUGACAUAUUUGCUGAGUUAAAACCGGAACUCAUAGCACCUGUUGUGGCGUAUCUCUGCCAUGAAAGUUGUGAAGACACAGGUCUGUAUAUAGAUUCAGCUGCUGGUUGGGCAGGAAAAUAUGAGAUCGUUAGAUCAAAGGGGUCACUCUUGAGAAAGAGCAAGAAUGAAGGUGUUUCUGUAGAAAAUGUUAAAAAUGUUUGGGAAAAAAUAAAAAACAUGGAGGGAGCAAGUAGACUGAGCAGCAUAGAAGAAGCCACCGGAUCUUUGUUGACUGCCCUCGAAGAAAUGGAAGGUGGAGCAAGUGAAUCCAAAGAAAACGGCGCUGUUGAAAAUGUCGAUGGAGAUGUUUUCAAGUAUAAUUCCAGGGAUGUCAUCAUUUAUGCCUUGGGAGUUGGUUCUUCAUUGAAAAACGAAGGUGAACUUAAAUAUCUUUAUGAGAAUCAUGAGGAGUUCAUGGCUCUUCCAUCUUUCUUUGUCCUGCCUGCAAUCCAAGCAAUGUUUAUGUCGGACUUUUUGGAAAGGGCAGUACCUGGUCGCACUGUCAACUUGAGCCAAGUUCUGCAUGGUGAGCAGUACAUCGAAAUAGUAGGCGAUUUGCCAACAGAGGGAACUCUUGUUUCUAAGAUCUCAGUUGCUGAGGUUAUGGACAAAGGCUCUGGUGCUGCAGUUGUAGUAAAUGUUGAUUCCUAUACACCAAAAGGCGACUUAGUCUUACGCAACCAAUCAGUUGUUUUUUGUGUUGGUGCUGGAGGAUUUGGGGGUCCCCGUACUGGAACAAAAGCUAUACAAUGUGUGAAAAAGCCAGCUAGAAAUCCUGAUAAGACUGUGAGCCAACAAACUGGAGUGGACCAAGCAGCUUUAUAUAGGUUGAGUGGAGAUCUUAAUCCAUUGCAUAUUGAUCCCAAUAUGGCUAUUAUGAGUGGCUUUAAAACACCAAUUUUACAUGGAUUGGCAACUUUUGGAUAUUCCAUUAGAAUGAUAUUGGCAGUAUAUGCCAAUAAUGAUUGCAAAUUAUUCAAGGCUUGCAAGGCGCGUUUUGUGAAACCAGUAUUACCUGGCCAAACUUUAAAAGUUGAUAUGUGGAGAGAGAGCAACAGAAUCUAUUUCGAAACAUCCAUAGCUGAAACAGAUACAGUUGUAAUAGGAGGAGCAUACCUAGACUUGAAAUCAAUCAAUAUGCAACCUUCAGUUAAUAAACUAUCUUCUGGAUUGCAAAGUGAUGCUAUUUUCGAGUUUAUCAUUGAUCAAGUAAAAGCUGAUCCAGGAAAAGCAAAAUCAGUUGGAGGAGUAUUUCUAUACAAUAUUACCAAAGAUGGGAAACAGGUUAAACAAUGGACCAUGGAUCUGAAGAGUGCCUCGGUUUAUGAAGGAGCUCCUAAAGAUGUAAAAGCUAACACAACUCUCACAAUCUCCGAUGACGAUUUUCUGUUAUUAGCUCAAGGAAAACUCAAUCCACAAGUGGCUUUUAUGAAAGGAAAAUUGAAGAUACAGGGAAACAUCAUGUUGGCCCAAAAAUUGGCACCCAUUCUCAAAGCCAAUUCUAAGCUUUAAAUCAAUAAUUUUAGGUUAUACACAUUUUUAUAAUUUUUUAGACAUUGGUUCAUUUUACUGUUGGUAUUAUUGUUAUGAUUUGUUAGGUAUGUGGUGUGAAGUGAUAAAAUUUUAUAUGUUUGUUUUAAUUAAAAUUAUAGGAGUAAGUUCA